Messenger RNA from Cladophialophora yegresii CBS 114405, 438 nucleotides. RefSeq lists its product as uncharacterized. The transcript has a single exon. The coding region runs from base 56 to 259 and encodes 67 amino acids. The record is from RefSeq and is a predicted model, not a curated record. Lineage: Eukaryota; Fungi; Ascomycota; Eurotiomycetes; Chaetothyriales; Herpotrichiellaceae.
UAUCAAUGCACAUUCUGCGGGAUGGGUUUCUACUCGAAGUACGGAUGGCUACGACAUGAACAGGCUCGUCAUGCACCACCAAAGGUGUGGGUGUGCGAGCCGUUGGCAUUCUCCGUCGAGGGUGGCAACCGUCACUCCGAUUAUGGCAAAUGUCCUGUAUGCUGGGAGCACCUACACCUCGGCCACUGUUCGCACCGUUUCGAAGAAUGCUGGGCGCGGCCCGAGAAAGACAGGACGUACUUCCGCAAGGACGCCUUGAUACAGCAUGUGCGUCUUGUGCAUCAUCCCCGUCUCACCCAGAAUCUUUAUGAUGGCCGUGCCGUGGAUGUGCCUACGGAACAUUUGGUAUGUCCAUUUUGUGACAUUGCAAACGCGACCUGGCAAGAUCGUGUCGAGCACGUUGCAGGUCACUUCAAAAAGGGUGAGCGCCUUUCAGAG